AUGUCUUGCUGCAGACCCUGUCCCCCACGGCCCUGCGGCUCCGGUGGCCCAACCCCCCUUGCAAGCAGCUGCACUGAGCCCUGCAUGGCCCGCUGCGCCGACUCCACGGUGUACAUCGAGCCUUCGCCGGUGGUGGUGACCAUGCCGGGCCCCAUCCUCACCUCCUUCCCUCAGAGCACAGCCGUGGGAUCCUCUCUGUCAGCUGCUGUGGGCAGCUCCCUCAGCACCGCGGGGGUUCCCAUCUCUUCUGGGGGCUCCCUUGGCCUGGGGGGCUCAGGCCUGUGUCUGCCUUUCCCCCGCUGCGGGCAGAUCUGCUGA
Molecule: messenger RNA, 318 nt
Organism: Pyrgilauda ruficollis (rufous-necked snowfinch)
Lineage: Eukaryota; Metazoa; Chordata; Aves; Passeriformes; Passeridae
Product: beta-keratin-related protein-like
Exons: 1
Coding region: 1-318 (105 amino acids)
Cellular component (GO): intermediate filament
Molecular function (GO): structural constituent of cytoskeleton
Source: RefSeq, a predicted model, not a curated record